This is a messenger RNA of Pezoporus occidentalis (night parrot), 501 nucleotides long. Its product is annotated as cytochrome c oxidase subunit 6B1. Gene Ontology annotation, cellular component: mitochondrion; respiratory chain complex IV. The record is from RefSeq and is a predicted model, not a curated record. The transcript has 4 exons. NCBI's taxonomy places the organism in Eukaryota, Metazoa, Chordata, Aves, Psittaciformes, Psittacidae. The coding region runs from base 115 to 375 and encodes 86 amino acids.
CCUCCCGGUUAAGUCUAUGGGGGCGAGUGCGGCGCGUCACUUCCGGCGGCGCUCUGCGCUUCCGCUGCGUCUCGGUGGUUCCGGCCUGAAAGUGACUUUGAGCGGAGACGGGCCAUGGCUGAGGACAUCCAGGCCAAGCUGAAGCGCUACAAGACGGCUCCGUUCGACAGCCGCUUCCCCAACCAGAACCAGACCAAGAACUGUUGGCAGAACUACGUCGAUUUCCAUCGGUGCCAGAAGGCCAUGGCAGCCAAAGGGGUGGACGCUGCUCCUUGCCAGUGGUACUACAGGGUCUACAAGUCCCUGUGUCCUACUUCUUGGGUGACAACUUGGGAUGAGUAUCGUGAAGAAGGGAUCUUCCCAGGCAAGAUCUGAGCAUCUCCAGCCCCAAGGAGGUGACACCGGUGUCACCAUGGUGAUGGCAGCUGAUGUGGGCCACCACGGGGUUGGAGGGGGCAACGUUGUCACCUGCCUGGUGGCCAAUAAAGGGUUCAACUGCUC